AUGGAGAUCCGACCUGCAUGGCCACGUCGAUUCCGCAUGCGAAAAUACUUCCUGUUGAUGCUUGUUAGAGAUUUGGGUUGGUGGUUGUUGGGGUCCACACCGCUGGAGUGCGGUGCGGCAUGGCUACGCCGCUACUGCACUCUGCAGCUGAGGAGGCCGGUGAGACAAGAAGAAUCUGCACGCCUUAUCCGCGUGUCCUCCUCAUCCCACCCAAUCGUCCAGGGCUGGAUCGUCGCGGAGGCCCCAUACUCGCUCCCUGGGCGAUCGGCGCAGUACGACAAAGCCUCGACGGCCGCCAUGUUGGAUAUUCGAGCUCGUGGAGGCGCGGGUCGGAAACACGUCGAUUGGCUCUGUGAUGAAGGAACACGAGUUGGAUGCGACUACGCCGGCGUCGUCGAAGAAGUCGGCAGCAAGGUCACAAAGCCUUUCAGCAAAGGUGACCGGGUAGCAGGCUUCGCCCACGGAGGCAAUGUCGUCUACAAGGAAGACGGCGCAUUCGGCGAGUACAUCACCGCCAAAGGAGACCUCCAGAUCAAGAUCCCAGACAACCUGAGCUUUGAAGAGGCGUCCACGCUCGGCGUCGGCGUCACGACGGUCGGACAAGGACUGUACCAGAGCCUGAAGUUGCCUUUGCCGGACAAGCCUACAAGCGAGAAGACCUACCUUCUGAUCUACGGGGGCUCGACAGCGACGGGGUCUCUGGCGAUCCAAUUCGCGAAGCUUUCCGGGCUCACGGUCGCCGUAACGUGCUCCCCGAGAAACUUUGACUACUGCAAGAGUCUUGGAGCUGACGCGGCAUUCGACUAUAACUCCCCGACCUGCGCGAAAGACAUCCAAGAGUGGAGCCAGGACAGUAUUGUUCACGUCUUCGACUGCAUCUCCGAGGGCGACAGCCCCAAGAUCGCAGUAGCCGCCAUGUCCACCACCACCGGCGGCGUCUACAGCACCCUCCUCCCCGUCCCGGAGGAAGAGGUCAAGGCCCUGAACGCCAAGGUCGAGUACAGGUCCACGCUCGGCUACACCGUCAUUGGCGAGUCCUUUCGCUUCGGACCAAACGAGGUUCCGGCCCGGCCCGCGGAUCUCGAGUUCGGCAAGAUGUUCUGGGAGGUGGCGAGGGCGCUGCUGGAGCAGGGGAAGGUUAAGGUGCACCGGCCGAGCGUGAACAAGUUCGGCAAGGGCUUCGAGGGCAUUUUGAAAGGCAUGGACGAGAUGAGACAGGGGAAAGUGAGUGGUGAGAAGCUCGUGUUCACUCUGUGA
Messenger RNA from Drepanopeziza brunnea f. sp. 'multigermtubi' MB_m1, 1257 nucleotides. NCBI's taxonomy places the organism in Eukaryota, Fungi, Ascomycota, Leotiomycetes, Helotiales, Drepanopezizaceae. The record is from RefSeq and is a predicted model, not a curated record.